Messenger RNA from Acanthochromis polyacanthus (spiny chromis), 1469 nucleotides. Its product is annotated as claudin-18. The record is from RefSeq and is a predicted model, not a curated record. Gene Ontology annotation, biological process: cell adhesion; bicellular tight junction assembly. Gene Ontology annotation, molecular function: structural molecule activity. Bases 54 to 833 code for a protein of 259 amino acids. The transcript is spliced from 5 exons. Lineage: Eukaryota; Metazoa; Chordata; Actinopteri; Pomacentridae. Gene Ontology annotation, cellular component: bicellular tight junction; plasma membrane.
CUGAGGACAGGCAGAGCUACAGUUGCUUCCAGCAGCAGAGAAAAUACAUCAGCAUGGCAGCCACCAUGUGUCAGGUGAUGGGCUUCGUCCUGAGUUUGAUAGGAGUAGCAGGAAUAAUCGCAGCGACAGGGAUGGACCAAUGGGCCACACAAGACCUCUUUGACAACGUUGUGACGGCCGUGUAUUCGUACUCGGGUCUGUGGAGGUCCUGUGUCAGACAGAGCUCCGGCUUGACAGAGUGCCGGCCGUAUUUCACCAUUCUGGGCCUGCCAGCUCUGCUCCAGGCCGUCCGGGCCUUGAUGAUCGUCGGCAUUGUUCUCGGAGCUAUCGCCUCCUUCAUCGCCAUAUUCGCGCUGAAGUGCUUGAAAAUGGGAAACAUGGAGGACAACAUCAAGGCCACGAUGACUCUGACAGCCGGGAUCAUGUUCGUCGUCGCAGGUGUCUGUGGCAUCGCUGGAGUGUCGGCAUUUGCUAACUUGAUUGUGCAAAGUUUUCGGUUCACGACGUACGCCGAGGGUGGAUUUAACACGUAUGGAACAGCCAACGUUGGUGGACUAACAGGAUCUCUGACUCCGAGGUACACGUUUGGCCCUGCUCUGUUCGUGGGUUGGAUCGGUGCAGCUAUCCUGCUUAUUGGAGGCAUCAUGAUGUGCCUGGCCUGCCGUGGAAUGGUUCCCGACAGAAAGCAACGGUACGACGGGAUGGCCUACAAAGCUGCUUCUCAGCACACGAUGUACAAGUCUGACACCAGAUCUCGGCCCGUCUACAACGACUCCUACAAAGCUCAGAGUGUGGAUGGAAGGCAGUCGAACCAGAGGUUUGACUACGUGUAGAAACAUGCCAGCCUUGUAAUUACUUUUUUUAUAUUCUGCAGUGCUAAGAAGACUUUCUGAUGGACCUAUUGUAAAAGAUGGACGUGGUCUCUGGGUCUGAAAAGUAAAUCCAAUGUUAAAGUGACUUCAAUCUGCAUUUCUUCUAACUGCCAGCAGGAGGCGACUCCUCUGGUGGCAAAAAGAAAUCUGAUUGUAUAGAAGUCUAUGAGAAAAUCAGUGUAACUCCUCAUGUCACCUUUCCCUUUGUAAACAUUUUAUUGAUCAGUUAAUGGUCUGAGUCUCCAGUUUCGGAUCAUUUUCAAUACAGCACAAUGUUCGUUUCAUAAAUUAUGGUCCAAUUUAAAGUAAAAUAGACGAUAAAUCAGAAAAUAUUUUAGAGCAGCAAUGACCAAAAUCCAGUCUUCAAAGAUGACAUCGCAGUGGCUCCAUCCAUGUUCAUAUGCAGUCUGUGGUUUUUUUCCUCAUUUUUUAAGCAAACAUUCAUUGGAAGCGCAGUUAUUUUUUUUAUUUCUCUCUACUUUCAUUUCAUAGCAAAUUUGAGUUCUAAUUGUAUUGUUAAAUAGCAAAGUGUAAUCACAGUUAUAAAAUAGUUAUGUCAUUUGUGCUGUGUCUGUGUCAAAUAAAAUGUCAUUCUUA